GAAAAAUUUGUUUCGCGCAUACCGGUCUUGAAUGGCUUAUUUACGUUUAAACGGCCGUUAGGCGAUAAAAUUAUAUUAUUCAUUUAUUUAUCAAGUUUUUUAUAUCUAGAAACUGUUUUAUAAAGUUUUCGCAUCCAUAUUAAUCACAGAGAACAAAUAAAGCGAAUAAAAUGUCGUAUAACCUCUAAAAUAUAUAAUAAUUAUUAUCAUUACUUCCACUAAUCUAAUACAAGAAAAGUAACAAUAUGCAAAAAUUACAAGACAGCGUUUUUUCUAUCUUAAAAACUACUAGUUUAUCUCCGGCUGUGUUUAGUUUUUUACAACCUACUGAUGACAAUACAGAAAGUACACCUUUGGGAGGUAUAUUGCGAGACACCAAACAUGGUUGGUUGGCACUGGGACCUAAAUUUUGUGUGGUUGAUCUAAGAAGUGGAUUGAAGGUAGCAGCAAAGACUUUUGGAAAUGGCUCAAGCAAUAUCUCCGUCACCAGUGUUAUCGAACUUCCUAAAACAUUAACACAUAACUCCAAACAGCUAGUCAUCAGUCUUGAAUGUGACGAUUGUGGAUUAAUUUGUGUGUUACAUAUCAAUGGAUCUCAAAUACUACGCUGUAUCCAAUCAGAUGUAAUCAUCACUGAGCUGGCCUUAUGUGAUGAUGUGUCUAGUGGGCCAUUCACUUGUUUCGACGGGCUUAUAAUGGCUGGAACACAGAGGGGUGAAAUUUUUGUGAUUGAUCUUAAUAGGAGUGCCCUUUUACAAGCAUUAAAUGAUAUAGCCCAAGGCAAUGCUCAUCUAGUUAAAACUGAAACAGAUCCUGCAACACUAGUUCACAUUUCAUUAAAAGUGCUACAUAAGAUUGAGAGACAAGGCGAGCUACCAGCUAACAAUGAUGAGCAUUUAGCCGUACUGCUCAAUGAAGACUCAUUCAUAGAUUAUCAAUACAUAUUCCGCAAUCCAGAUGGCACACCUCGCAUGAAAGCAAAGCAGGAUCAUGUUAGAGUAACUGUAGUGCAAUAUAUACCUCAGUUGGGAAGUUUAGCCGUUGGCUUCAACUUUGGUGCUUUUCAGCUGUGGAAUAUACUGGACUUGGCAUUGGAGUUCACUUCUCAAGUUAAUGUUGAAUGUUUGCCGGUUACACAUUUUGGUUUUCAGGAACCAUGUGAUGACCCCAGAGCGUUUUGUUACUUGUGGGUUGUAUUCUCAGUGAUAGAUAGGUUUGAAGAGCAUGAGUUUCCGCUAGCUGUUAUGUAUUCCCUGACUUAUCAAGGCAAAAGGAUGCUAGUGGACAAUAAGUGUUUGUAUCAGGAAUUUUCAACAGCUACAGUUCGGUUUCAAGUGGAACUCGGGUCAAUGGACCAUUCACAUCUUAUUGGUGGUAGAUGCAUUUCUUGCCAUACUUAUUCUAUCAAUACCAUGUUGGGAGAUGAAGGGGAAGAAGCGAUGUUAAAUCUAUGUCAAUUGGUAUGGGAGUGCUGGGGUGAGAGGGCUACAUCGUCUCAUUAUGGAAUGCUGUUGUUUGACCUGGAUCAAUGGUACAAAGACCAAAUGCCAGCAACAUAUCAGCUGCAAAGCAAUACAUUCAUGAGUACAGCCUGGUGUUCAGAGCUCGGCAGGGGGUGUUUAUCCCUCGACAUGAGACUGGACCCUGUAUCUCUAUCCCCGUAUUCACAUGCUACUCGUUUAGAGGAACAUUUCUACCCAAACUCCUUGCAAUAUGAUUGUGUCUGCCUCAACACCUCGGAGGCCAUAGUACUCCACACUGUAGGCAUUCAACGUCAGAUAAUCAGUUCUAUGUCGGAGGCUGGUCCCUCCUGCCUACUCUCGCCCGCUAGAUUGUAUACCGCGUGUUUGUCCGCCGGUUUGAUGCCACUGUAUAGGGAUAAUCAUAUGGACAUGUCUAUGGACGAACAAAGAAAGUUCAUUCUAUCGGUGGCAUUAGAGGCUCGUCUGUCGCAACUGCUCAAGCGAUGUGCGCAGGAGUGGGCCACCGGCACUCACGCGGGUGUUGGAUGUACACUUACUUUUUUGGUUGACUGGAGUUGGAGGCGAGCUAUUGAAUUGAAAGAAAAUGCCAAAGAACUAAUUUCGCCAUUGUUUACUUCAGCUACAUUACCGGACAGGAAUGUUAUAAGAUGCUUGGAGCACUGCGUACAACAGCUGACUCAGUUGACUGGCUUACUUGAUGCAGUUUUGACGAAAUGCUGUAACCUAGUCGUACCUGAUGCUUUAAGUGAAAUGGAAGAAAAAUAUAAAGGCAUCGGCACAGUGUCACUUUACUUCCAAGUAGUUCAAUGGUUUCUAAGGGUUGGGUUGCUGCCGGAAAGAAACCACCCUCAUGCUGCAUUGCCUUACCCAGCUGAGCAGUUGUAUUCUGUUUAUAAGAAACGCCGUGUAAAGCUACAUCGCAUACAAGGAGACACGGUAGAAGGUGAUCCUAGUUGUGUCCCGUGCCCUCUGUUAUAUGUGGACCAACUCAUACUAAACGAAUUUGGGGGAGAGGUCGUACACAAAAUAUGGAAGCGGGCUGGAAGCGAAUGUGGGGGUUUAUACCCUCCUCCAUCCCUCUACGCAUUGUUGAGACUCUAUCUCUUACCAGAUAUCUCCGAAGAACAUAAACACUCUCUACUUUUGUAUUUGCUGCUUGAUUACUCUAUGCUCUAUGAUGAUUCACAAUACGAAACGGUGAUCCGCCGUUUGAUGCAGUUCCCGCCAAUGUUCGGUCUCAGCACGACGUUAGUUCGCGCCACACAGGCCUUCUGGCAUCUGGAUCAUCGAGACUUUCAUUUUGCCCUCGACCAACUUCAAUGCCUAACUGGCAACACACUCUCCGACUGGCAACACCAAGUGGUGCUAUCGUCUCUGCUCGCACAAAAGAAGUCGCAAGCCGCAUUGCAAUAUUUGCACGUUCGGAAACCGGCUCCUAUACAGAAUGUGAACAAAAAUGAUCUCAACUGCCAUGAUAAAUUAGAAGACUGGCAGUCGUGUUGUGAUUUAUAUCUAGCUAGGGGACUCGUGUUUGAAGCGUUGGAUGUUGUUAGAAUGUGCGUUCAGAACGUUGGUUGUAAUGAAGAUAAGGUGCAAGUACUGGAUUAUUUCUUUAAGGGUUGUCGCAACACAGGGCAGCUGGCAAAAGUUUUACAAGUUACGUUAUUACCAGUGGAAGAAGAGUGUUUCAUUAAGUAUUUGAAAGAUUGCAACGAGGCACAGACAUCUGAUAUAUUGGUUAUGUAUCUCUUGCAACAGGCUAGAUACCUGGAAGCGGAACAAUACAACAAGCAAAUCAAGUCGAAGCCGCGGUACCGCGGCGCGCGCUCCACCGACUCGCUGGCGGAGGCGGCGGAGCGGGACAGCAUCAGAGACACGCUCGUGGCCGCUCUGGUGGCGGACGUGCCGCGGAUAGCUGGCGCGGUUGCCGCGCUGCUGGAUAGCGAUUACGAGCCGCAUGUUCUCGCUCCAAAGCCGAUGUCGGUGUACGUGAAACCAAACUCGCCUAAAAACACCUUCACCUACAAAUCUUCGUUCGUACAGGAUACGAUUGAAAAUGCGAGUGAGACAUGGAUGAAUAAGCCGAAAAUUAAGAAAGGUCUCAAAAGAGCGUUAAAUAUUGAAGACACGCCUUUCAUUUGCACGCCCAAACUGUACAAGACAAAGAGCUAUCUAUCUGAGCAAAGGCAGAACGAUUCCACGCCGGCCAAGCGUGCACGUCUCGACUUGUCACCCAAAACGCCAAGAAACAAGCCGGGCAGUGCCGUGAAAGUGAGCCAAAAGUUGAGCGAACAAAUCGCAACGUUACUGGACAUGCCCGAUGUGGAGAGUCCUAGGUAUAAACACAGCACCAGGCCGGAAACACCACAGAGUAUACUGAAGAGUCGGAGAGCGGAAUGGCAAGAGAGUGCAGUGUCGGUGACAGACUUAGCCGUGGAAAGUGACGAUGAUAUGGACACGGCCAGCAAUCACACGCACUACAGCGACUCUACUAAUAAACACCUAAGAUUCACAAUACCAACACCGACAGAGCUACCGUCAACAUCUCCUGUUGCCAUAGCAAUACAUAAAGCUCCGGAUUCGCCUGAUAAUGAGGUAAAAGAACAGGAUAAACCACUGGAAUCUCCGCCCAAGAAAUUCGCAGCUGAAAGCAAAAUUAAUCCGAGAAAAUCAUAUAAGGACUCUGUUAGAGCGAGAAAAUCUCUAUCAAUAUCAGCGAACAGUAGUCUAUCGGACGAUCCAAACACAUCAAUAGAGAGCAUAGCCGAUAUACCCGUCACACUUAUAAACCCUCGAUACACUGGCGAGAGACGAUCCAGCAGAACGCCAGAGCCUGAGGAACGUAAGAGAGAGACGGAUGUACGUGUUCCACGUACACGUGUGAGCGAGACGAGGCGUUUCGAAACGGAGUCGAGUGAGAUAGAAGUGCGGUUUGGUUCGAGUGUGACAAGGACGGAAGAUGCAAUGGAAUUCGACAGUUCGGCGGAAUUGAGUUUUGUACCGAAAACGCCUAAGGGCCGAAGGAGUAUUAGAUCUGGUGUUAGCGAAAGCACACCCCUGGCAAAUAGAUAUAAUUUGGAACAAUCCAGAAGCCGCAGCGGCACUCCUGAACGUCAAGACUCACCAAUAGUCACCCCGCUUCGUUCCACCAGAGCUACCAGAAGCCGAUCUCGCACGCCAGAAGUGAGCCCACGUGCUUCCCCCCUGCCGGCCAUCUUGGAAGUGCCGAAAUUGGAACAGGCCGAAUUAAAUCCCACAAACACACUAUCUGUACCAACUACUAGAAGCAGGUCACGUACACCAGAAAGAAUAGAGAGAGUAAUGGAGUCGCCUCGUUUGGAAGUUAUCAAGGAGUCUCCUACAAAGCCUUCCGAAUCGCCCACACGUAGAAGCCUUAGAAGUCGAUCCCGCACACCCGAAGUGGAAAUACAAAAAGAACAACACAUUUUAGAGAGUCCACGAAGUUUAAGAAGUCGCUCCAAAACUCCUGAAAAGCUAAUGUCACCCAAGAAAGACAUUACAGCAAAAGGCAAAAAAUCCCUCUCUAGAAUGGUCUUAGAAGCGAACACUUUCGCUAAAACCAAACAGAAUGUAGAAAAAGUCGAAACGGAAAGCUCUGAAGAGAAAUCUGAAAGCGUCAUUGAGUGUACACCGAUGAAACCUUCCAAGCAAGCCACUAGUUUAAUGGACGUAACUUUCUCACCAAUUGUUAACAAGUCUGUACUACAGAGUUCGAACGAUAGUCUGUCUAUCACAACAGAGAAAGUAUCCAAAAUGGAGGAAAGUUCUCAUGGAAUAAAAUCUCUACCAGCAUUCACUAGUAUUCACGAAGUGUUCGUCGAGAAAUCAGUCUUGCACAGUUACCAAAGCAGCAUCGGCGAAUCGUCCAGCAUACACGAAGAAAGUGUCACUCAUGUGGAAGUUAAAUCUCUACCGUUCACAACCUUCAACGAAGAUGCUGGCAAAUCCGUGUUACACAGCUUCGAGAGUUCCGCAGAGACAAGUGUGCAAUCUGAAAGCAAGGUGGAAAAGUUACCGCCGGAAAUGAAGCUAGAUGAAAGUGUAUUAGGGAAGUCCGUGUUAGGAAAUGAGAGCACUAUGGAGAAACGCGAUCAAAUCGAUCAAUCGAGCUUAAUGACCAAUGAUAGUGAUAUGGAUAUGGAUAAAGACUGGAAAUCUCAAAUGGAGCAGGAUACGGCGCGUGUGAUUCAGAAGGAGAAGGAGAAAAUCGUGGAAAUAGAACGGGAGAUCAACGAGAUCGAAGGUGAAAUGUCUGAUGACGAGUGUCGCGAGGAAUCGGAUUCCAGUACUGAAGUGGAAGUGGAAGUUGAGGAAGUGGAAGAGGAAGAGGAAUCAGAGGAGAGUUCUGAGGAAGAAUCGUCCAGCGAAGACGAGGCAGAGGUAAUAUCCAUAAACGACUCAGACUCAGAUUCGAAUCAACUACAAAUACAGGAAGUACCGGUAGAGCAAGUAGCGCAGGAAAAUAUAAUAAGUGAAGAAAAUGUCGAUAAUAAUGUCGUAGUAGAGUCACCCGAUGAAACGAAUGAAAAUAAAGAAUUUGUAACAGCUAAGCAGAGUGAGGUGAUUCAAGUUAUAGAAGUGGUUGAUGAUUUAAAUCAAGCGCAUGCGUCCAUACUUACUGAUGAUAAUUCUGUCAUUGAAUCUGAACAAUCUGGUAAUCUUAAUUAUUCCGAGGAAAAAGAAGAGAAAGUAUACAAUAAUAUCGCUAUGGAAACUGAUCAAGAUCAACAAGUUAAUGUUACGGUAUCAGUUGUAGGUGUUGUGACAGAGAAUAAAAUGCGUGAAACAGACAAAGCUCCGAUAGAUAUGGACGUUGUAGAUGCCACUACAAAGGAAAGCACACAAAAUAUUGAAGAGAAAAUGGUAUUGGAUGAAACGCAUAAAGAUUUAGACAAGCGAGAGAAAAUCACCAAUAGUGAUGUAAAUAAAGACAAGAUUGAAGCCAAAGAUACAGAGAUUGCGGAAACAAAAACAGUUGGUGAAUUAGUUAAAGGGACGCAAAUAGAAAAAGCAACGCCUCGCACCAGAAAACGAUCGACGUCCACUAAAUCCCAAGAUACGCCCGCAGACACGGCUGAAAUCGCUACGGAAAAAGCCAAACCGCGGUCUAGGAGAGGCUCAACGACCGACACUGACAAAGACGUCGAACUAAAGACGCCGACACGCACACGCACCGCGUCAGAGAGAUCCGAACAGAACAUUCCAGAAACGCCAGAGAACGAUUCGCCCAGACGCGGCCGGCGGUCCAAAACGCCCAACACAGAAAUACGGAAAAUUCUGACCAGACGAGCAUCUAGGGAGCUGUCUGAAAAGGACGAUGAUGUAAUGCCCUUAGAGGAAUUGACUCCGCGCCGCCGUACUCGCGCCAGCCGUAAAAAGGAUGAUGAUACGGCCAGUGUUGCUUCGGAAAGUUCUGGAAAGUCCGCAAAGAGCAGAGCCAGCGAGGACGGCGACAGGGGCGGCAGGAAAGGCAGGAAGUCUAUAUUGAGCACUAGAACCGAUCUGUCUGUGAUACCCGAAGCGCCGCUCGAGGAUGCGGUUAAAGAUAGUCAAGAGGAUGUUAGCGAAUAUUCCAGUGCUAGACGAUUACUCCGUUCCCAAAAAGCCGUAUUAGAGACGGUUCAAGCCAAAUCGCCGGGUCGGCGGCGAAGGCCCUCGGAGGAAACGUCUACUUCCUUCGACGUGCAAACAAUAGAUCCUAUAUCUCUUCUCGACAAGACUGACUUUGAGGGCCCGCCGGACCCGGAGGAGUUGCAGAAUUCGCCCGAUUCGCUCGUUUCCUCCGCCAGCAAACCGAGAGGACGCCGCGCCGCAUCUGAAACGAAGACAUUAGUGAAACCCGCUAGGAUCGCUCGAAGGAUCUCCGCAGAUGUCUCUAUAAGCAGCCCCGUGGCGGCUGACGCUGACGCGGACACGCCGACGCGCGGGCGCCGGGCGUCGUUCACGCGCGCCUGCCAGGCGAUACACACGCCCAAGCGGAGGACCUCCACUGACGUUAAGAAACGCGACACGGACAGCAAGUCGGGCUCGCCCGUGACGUCAGAGCGGGGCACGCCCACCCGCCGCAACUCACAACGCUAGUUCAAUGGUCUCGGGAGAAAAUUAACAAGAAGCGUUUUAAUAAUGUUAAGCAAUUAUGGAAUAGGAUAAUUUAGUUAUUAAUUUUAUUUGUUUUUUCAUUUUUAAUAUAC
Zerene cesonia (dogface butterfly) is the source of this 7696-nucleotide messenger RNA. RefSeq names its product protein ELYS (gene Elys). The record is from RefSeq and is a predicted model, not a curated record. The transcript has 39 exons. The coding region runs from base 246 to 7586 and encodes 2446 amino acids. NCBI's taxonomy places the organism in Eukaryota, Metazoa, Arthropoda, Insecta, Lepidoptera, Pieridae.